Molecule: messenger RNA, 1692 nt
Organism: Aureococcus anophagefferens
Lineage: Eukaryota; Pelagophyceae; Pelagomonadales; Pelagomonadaceae
Exons: 2
Coding region: 1-1692 (563 amino acids)
Biological process (GO): carbohydrate metabolic process
Molecular function (GO): polygalacturonase activity
Source: RefSeq, a predicted model, not a curated record
AUGCUGCUCGUAAUCCUCCUGCUGCUCCCGAUCGCCGCGAGCGACGCCUACUGCGACGCGCGCGCCUUCGGCGCCGCGGGCGACGGCGUCAGCGACGACACGGCGGCCAUCACCGCGGCUUUGGGCGCCUGCGACCACGUCGUGCUGCGCAAGGGCUCCUACCUCUCCGGCACGGUGCGCCUGCGGAGCCACAGCGUGCUCGAGAUCCGCGCGUCCGCGGCGCUGCUCGCCAUCAAGGCGAAGCGGGGCCGCUACGCGCGGCCCGAGGCCGACUUCUACAGGAAGCGGAAGAAGACGGCCUGGAACCAGGGCCGGAACAGGGUGAUGCAACGUCGCUUCAACGCCUGGAACCAGGACCGGUUCCAGGACUACGGCCACAGCAACCUCGACGACGCUCUAAUCCUCAUCCACGACUGCGAGAACGUGACGCUGCGCGGCGGCGGCGCCGUCGACGGCCGGUCGGAGAUCCCGCACACGGAGCCCGUCGGCGGCCGCUUCGACCCCGCGACCAACUACCCGACGAAGCUCAUCGUCGUCAAGUCGUCGAAGAACGUCGCCAUCCACGGCAGCGCCGGCGAGCCCCUGCGCCUCGCCCGCGGCGGCUGGAUCACGCUCCUGCUCAACAACGCGUCCCACGCGGUCGUCCGCCACGUCGACGUCGCCGCGGCCCGCGACGGCGUCAACGUCAUCUCGUCGCGCCACGUCAAGCUCGACCGUUUGCACGUGCGCGGCGGCUCCGACGACGCCAUCGCGCUCAAGUCGGACUGGGCGCUGCGGCGCGUCCUGCCCAUGUACGACGUCCAGGUCACGAACUCCGUCGUCCGCUCGGAGAAGUGCAACGGCCUGCAGAUCGGCUCGGAGACCGUGGGCAACAUCUCCGACAUCUUAUUCCACAACGUGACGGUGCUCGGCGCCGCCAAGGCGGCCAUGUCCAUCGUGACCAUGGACGGGUCCCACAUCUCCCGGGUCCGCUACGAGCGGAUCCGCGCGCAGAACGUGCAGGCCCUGGCCUUCAUCGUCGUCGGCGCGCGCCUGCGGCGGCCGGGCAUCGGCGAUGCUCAAGUUGUGAUGGACGAGUGGAUCGGCACCAUUUCCGACGUGUCCAUCAACAACGUGCUCGCGCACAACGUGUCCGCGCCGAACGCGUGGAAGGGCUACUCCUACAACUACUCGACGCAUCUGGACGGGCUGGCCAAGGGCCGGUGGACGUCGGGCUCGAAGCGGUCCGUGCCCGCCUACGAGGCCCUGGAGAACCACCCGCUCGGGCCGCGGAUCUCCAUCACGAACGUCCGCGCGGAGGUCUGGGGCAAGGGCGAGGCCGCGAUGAAGCUCUGGGAGCCCGCGCACAACCCCAAGUCCUACGUCGAGCGCAACGUCGGCCCGUCGCCGGCCUUCGGCGCCUUCGUGCGCAACGCCGUCGACGUGACGCUCGAGAAGUGGGACGUGCGCGCGGCGCACAACGACGACCGGCCGGCCUUCGUCUUCGACGGCGUCCGCGGCAACCGCCUCGUCAACUCCGCCGCGGACCGGGGCGCGGCGAGCGCCUUCGACGUGGGCCUGCGCAACGCCGCCGACGUCGCCGUCCACGGCGGGCUCAAGGCCGUCGACGAGGGCGCCUUCGAGGUGCGCCAGCGCAUCAAGCCGCCGCUCAACUCGGGCCUGCCCUACCCGCCCUACUUCUUCGACACGUAA